GAACAACCGAGAGAAGAUGUAGGGAGUCGUUUUGGUAAACAAAGAUUUAAACGUGAUUAGGUCAAUUUUUUUGCAGAUAAACACACUUCGGUUUGUGUCCGAACAUGUUCCUACUGAAUCUACACGUGCAAUAUAACUCGUAUAAACGAAACCAAAUCUAAAUUGCUCAGUUGCAAGUUCGCCCUAGAGAAUUCUUCUCUGGCCCGCUUCCCAAGGUGCACCGCUCAGAUGAAUCCCCUCCGCUCCAACGCCGCCGUUCUUUCCUCUUCCCGCUGAAGCAGCUCUGCUCCCUCUCCAUGGCCCUGAUGGUGACUUAUUUUCCGUCACGGUUCAGAUCUCCUCCAGAUCCACCGCAGUGGUCGCUGUGUAAGUCUCGUCCGUUUAAAGCUCUCACCCUCACCGUCCCUCCAAAACCUCCAGAACCCCCAGACGUUCCCUUUUUCCUCGCUCCUCCUCUUCAAACCCUCGAAUCCUCCGUCAAUCCCGUCGCCUUCCUCCCUCGUUGCAGCUCUCCGGUUCCUGUUGAUUUCAGCACAGUUUCUCUUUUCAGCUCGAGCCACAGUUUAUCGUUACAGAAACCUCCUUUCUCUCUUAGUCAAGCUUUCAAUAGGUAUUGUCUCUGUUUCUUCUUGGAACAAGUCUUACCUGGAUGAGCCUUGGCUUGAUUUAGGUGUUAAUUGUUUCGAGAUGAAUCUUUUACCUCUGAAUGAGGAUGUUACCCUCCCUUUGAAUCUUCCUUUACCUCAAUUUGAGGAUGUUGCAAGCGAUCUGUCUUUACCUCUACAUGAGGAUGUUACACUGUGUUAUCCCGUUUUAGUACCUCCGUAUGGGUUUGGUAUUAGAACCUUUGUCUGGUUGGUUUUGUUUUCUAUGGUUUCAGGGACUGUUGCUUCUAAAAAUGGAGGUUUUGGAUGGUGUAUCCAUGGUCUUGAUGAAGCCCAUAACUCUCAAAGCUCAGCUAGGAUAUUAUAUGUGGUCUCAACCCUUGCAGCCGAAACUUUAAAGUUGCAGGUGACCCUUCCUUCAGCAUCAUCUGCUGGAUUUUCAAAGUUUCAAGUAAGUUUGGAUUCCAUUGUCCUCUUCUCUGCCCUGCAUCCAGGGAUGGAUUCGAACGAGAUCGCAGGUUGUCACCUUGCCACUCUCUUCGGUCCCCUAUCAUUUAACUUUUAUCAGUGCACAGCAUUAUGUUUGGCUGUUGCAAUUGCUAUGGGUGUGUUCUUCAAACAAUGUUUGUCUAUUACUCUAUUUUGAGAUAUGAAUGAAUGAAUGAAAUCUUUGACAAAAAAAAAAAAACGAAACCAA
Raphanus sativus (radish) is the source of this 1302-nucleotide messenger RNA. RefSeq lists its product as uncharacterized. The coding region runs from base 297 to 653 and encodes 118 amino acids. NCBI's taxonomy places the organism in Eukaryota, Viridiplantae, Streptophyta, Magnoliopsida, Brassicales, Brassicaceae. The record is from RefSeq and is a predicted model, not a curated record. The transcript has 2 exons.